Solanum dulcamara is the source of this 2751-nucleotide messenger RNA. RefSeq lists its product as uncharacterized. The coding region runs from base 1 to 2751 and encodes 916 amino acids. Gene Ontology annotation, biological process: DNA integration. The transcript is spliced from 3 exons. Lineage: Eukaryota; Viridiplantae; Streptophyta; Magnoliopsida; Solanales; Solanaceae. Gene Ontology annotation, molecular function: nucleic acid binding. The record is from RefSeq and is a predicted model, not a curated record.
AUGACAGGUGAAGCCACAGAUUCAACUCAACGAGUGGGUAUACCAAGUUCAGCAAGCUCGGUAGGUAACAAUGGACAAGGUAUUGACUAUAAUCAUCCCCUAUUUCUUAGCCCCACAGAUGUGAGUGGUAUAAGCAUCAUCUCGUUCCAGUUGCAAGGUAUUGAAAACUACACCUUGUGGAAUCGGUCAAUCAAAUUAGCAUUGUUAGGUAGAAACAAAUUAGGGCUUGUGGAUAGAAUGUGCAGGAAAGAAAUGUAUGGUGAAGAACUGUGGUGCCAAUGGGAAAGAGCAAAUGCAAUUGUGUUGUCAUGGCUUCUGAAUUCAGUCUCGAAGAGUUUGUUGAGUAGAAUUGCGUUUGCAUCGAAUGCUUCGAGUGUGUGGACUGACCUGCAAGAAAGGGGCCACACCAAAGAAUCCUGCUACAAGGUAGUGGGGUAUCCUCCAGAUUUCAAGUCAAAAAGAAAGGCUCAGAGUGCAAACAUGGUCUAUGCAGACACCAAUAGCCUUACAAAUCAAUCUCAGCAGUCAGGUCAGACUAACUUCUCUUAUGGCUUGAACACAAAUGUGACUGAUGAAGCUUUGUGGAGUAGGAAUAGCACAGUACAGCAUACUGCAGACAAAUCACCAACCACUAAUUCUAACAAGGCAGCUGAGAGAGAGAUCAAACAACUACUUCAGGGUUGUACAUUUACAAAAGAUCAGUAUGAACAAAUUCUUAUGAUGAUGAAUCAACAGUCUGGUUCAAGAGCCAAUGCACCUGAUUGCAAUAAGGCAAACAAUGCAGGUAAGGCUCUAUGUGUAACUGAAACUAGUGAUGUGUGGAUAGUGGAUACAGGGGCAAUAAACCAUAUGGUGUCUAAACUACAGAUGCUACUAACGGAAUCUGUCCUUCAACUUAACACUCCUAAGGAUGUGUGCUUACCAAAUGGUGGUAUCACUAAAGUAACUCAUAUUGAUUCUUGUAGUCUACCAUCUAAAAGUUUGAUUACUAAUAUGUUCCAUAUUCCAGAAUUCAAGUAUAACUUGAUGUCUGUCAGUAAAAUAACCAAGGAAUUGGGCUGCUCUGUCUCCUUCUUCCCUGAUUUCUGUGUUUUUCAAGAACUCUACACUGGGAAGGUGAAGGAAGUUGGUAGAGAAGAGGGGGGUCUGUAUCUGCUAUGGAACCCAUUCACUCAAAGUGAUGCAAGUAAGGCUAAGGAAUCUGCAUACUCUGUUGAUGUUGGUUCUUCCACAGACAAGGAAUCAGAUAUAGAGCUAUGGCAUAAAAGGCUAAGACAUGUGUCUUCAGCUGUACUGGCCAAGAUGUUCAAUAUCAAUAAAUAUACUAAGAAUCAGUUUGACAAGGUGGUCAAGGUCUUAAGGUCUGAUAAUGGUACUGAAUUUGUGAAUUCAGUAUGUGAUAAUAUGUUCAAAACACUAGGUAUUAUCCAUCAAAGGUCUUGUCCAUACACUCCUCAACAAAAUGGAGUGGCUGAGAGGAAACACAGACAUCUACUAGAAGUAACCAGAGCCCUCGGGUUUCAAGCAAAAAUACCUAUCAGAUUUUGGGGUCAUUGUGUCCUAGCAGCUGCUUACCUGAUCAAUAGACUUCCUAACAGUGUGCUUCAGUUCCAAUCUCCCUAUGAAAGAUUGUAUGGCAAAAAACAAGGUUUAUCUCAUUUAAGAACCAUUGGUUGCCUAGCUCUAGCCAAGAAUCUCACUGAACAUGACAAACUCAUGCCCAGAUCAAAGUCAGCUGUGCACAUGGGGUACUCUGAAGUGCAAAAAGGCUAUAUCCUGUUUGACUUGCACAAUAACUCAUUCUUUGUCAGCGGGGAUGUUCAGUUUAGAGAAGCCAUAUUUCCAUUUGCCAAGGCUGAUGGUCCAGCCACCCAGCAACUGUUUGUAGAUAACCUACAAGGUCUAGGUGAGAUAGUUCCACAAGUUCAACUAUCCCCAUUCAUAAUACCAGGUACUGCUCCAUCUGUACUUUCUGAAGAGGCUACAUAUGGGCAUCCAGAUGCUGGUGAACAAGAGUGUGUGUCUACACAACCACACCCUAUUACAAGUGAUACUGAUGUGUCUGGGCCACCUCUUACUAGAAGAUCUGCUAGGUCCAAACAUCCUCUCAUAUGGCUGAAGGAUUUUGUCUCUCUGAAUGUUAAACAGGAUGUUCAAUAUCCUCUAUCCAACUAUGUAAGCUACUCUCAUCUGUCACCUUCUCAUCAGUGCUUUAUUGCAGCUACAUCCUCUGUGAUAGAACCUACCAGCUAUGCUGAAGCAGUCAAAGACCCAAGAUGGGUUGAAGCUAUGCAGACAGAGAUCCAGGCCUUAGAAAACAACAAUACGUGGGAAGUUACUUCUUUACCUGCAGGGAAGAAACCUAUUGGUUGCAGAUGGAUCUACAAGGUUAAAUACAAAUCCACAUGUGAAAUAGAGAGGUUCAAAGCCAGGCUAGUAGCAAAAGGAUACAGCCAACAAGAAGGGAUUGAUUACAAAGAAAUAUUUUCUCCUGUUAUGAAGAUGGUGACUGUCAUGGUUGUUCUUGCCAUGGCAGCUUCCAAGAACUGGCACAUCCAUCAGAUGGAUGUCUUCAAUGCUUUUCUACAUGGAGACCUAGAGGAUGAAAUAUAUAUGCAGCUGCCUCAAGGAUUUGUCAAUCAAGGGGAGAAUAUAUGUAGACUAACAAAGUCCCUUUAUGGACUCAAACAAGCUCCAAGGCAGUGGAAUCACAAACUUACUGAGGCUCUUAUUUCUCUCAAGUUCAAAUAA